Molecule: messenger RNA, 1769 nt
Organism: Penicillium subrubescens
Lineage: Eukaryota; Fungi; Ascomycota; Eurotiomycetes; Eurotiales; Aspergillaceae
Product: putative succinate:fumarate antiporter (Acr1)
Exons: 4
Coding region: 576-1544 (322 amino acids)
Biological process (GO): transmembrane transport; succinate transport; fumarate transport
Source: RefSeq, a predicted model, not a curated record
ACCAGAUUACUCCGUAUAAGAAUUGCCGAAUAAACCCUCGGCGGGUAUUCUCGUCUUUAGUCUGAUACUUUUCUUUUCCUUUACUUCUCUCUUCCUCUCCUCUCUUUUCUUUUUUAUUUCUCUUUUCGUGGUACGGUAAAGGAAUCCAGUUAAAAGUUCACUUCCGCUCGUCCAGCUCUUCUUCCUCCGCUUCCCCGUCAUAGCUACCAGAAACCAUCUUCCCCCACACAACGUUUCUUGGAACUCCGCCACUUCGACCGAGCUGCAAUUCUCCUCGGUUCAUUUAGAAACAAGAAGAGAAAGGAAGAAAGAGACAAUCAUCUCUUCAAUCUCUUCAAAUCGCAUAUUCACAACAUCUUUGUUUUCUGUUGUGAUUGUCCAGCUUCGGCUUCUAUUCCGGCAACGGUAUACUUCCGACUCCCUCCGCAGUGUCUCCGCGAUUUUCGGCACUCGACUUUUUUGACGAAGCCCCGAAUUGAAGACCAAUUCGUGGUCUUGGGAUUAGUCGCGCAAAAGAGAGUUUGAAGAACCUUUUGGGUGUAUAUAUCAUAUACAAUUCGUGAUCGAUUUACAUCAUGUCUGCCAAAACUGCAAAUGGCAAUAAGAGGGCCUCGCCCGCGGUCAACCUGAUCGCUGGUGGUGCUGCUGGUAUGAUGGAGGCUCUCGUCUGCCAUCCUCUGGACACGAUCAAGGUCCGCAUGCAGCUCUCGCGGAGAGCUACGGCCCCUGGUGUCAAGCCCCGUGGUUUCGUGGCCACUGGUGCCGAGAUUGUGCGCAAGGAGACCGGUCUGGGUCUGUACAAGGGACUGGGUGCCGUGUUGGGAGGUAUCAUUCCCAAGAUGGCCAUCCGAUUCACCUCCUACGAGUCGUACAAGGCUGCUCUCGCCGAUAAGGAGACUGGCGCGGUCACCAGCAAGGCCACCUUCCUUGCUGGUCUCGCCGCUGGUGUGACCGAAGCCGUCGCCGUCGUCAACCCCAUGGAAGUCGUCAAGAUCCGUCUCCAAGCCCAACACCACAGUCUGGCCGACCCCCUCGAUGCCCCCAAGUACCGCAGCGCCCCGCACGCUCUCUUCACCAUCAUCCGCGAAGAAGGUUUCAGCGUCUUGUACCGCGGUGUCUCCCUCACAGCCCUGCGCCAGGGAACCAACCAAGCCGCCAACUUCACCGCAUACACCGAGCUCAAGGCUGCCCUGCAACGUGCCCAGCCUGAAUUCGCCGACGCCCAGCUCCCCUCCUACCAGACCACCCUCAUCGGUCUGAUCUCCGGUGCCGUCGGUCCCUUCUCCAACGCCCCCAUCGAUACUAUCAAGACCCGUCUGCAAAAAACUCGCGCCGAGCCCGGCCAGUCUGCUGUGACUCGUAUUAUGGUCAUUGCUAAGGAUAUGUUCAAGACUGAGGGUGCGCGUGCUUUCUAUAAGGGUAUUACCCCUCGUGUGAUGCGUGUGGCUCCUGGUCAGGCUGUCACGUUCACUGUGUAUGAGUUCCUUAAGGGUAAAUUGGAGAAGUCCAACUGGGCCUUUGUGGGUGGUUCAUUUGAGGAGUAAGAAAGGAACUGUUGAAAUGGACAUUCAAGAAAGAGGUAGCCAAGGCUUGUUGGUUGUGGGAAGCUUGUGAUACCAUACCAAGCAUGGUGGCGUUGCGUUGUUGAUUUUGUCAUUUUUUUUUGCCAGCGUGGGCUUUGGAUACCCGCGAGAGACUGUGCUCUUUAGAGGCAGGCCAGUCGGAACAUUUUCUGUAUAUAUUCUGGUUUCCUUGAGUUUUGUGUAUAC